Molecule: messenger RNA, 1246 nt
Organism: Gorilla gorilla gorilla (western lowland gorilla)
Lineage: Eukaryota; Metazoa; Chordata; Mammalia; Primates; Hominidae
Gene: TUNAR
Product: transmembrane neural differentiation associated intracellular calcium regulator
Exons: 3
Coding region: 515-661 (48 amino acids)
Source: RefSeq, a predicted model, not a curated record
UGUCUCUCUCUCUUUCCCUCCGCGCUGCCUCUCCGAGGUCCUCCCGCCGAGCCCCGGCGCGGGGCAUGAGGAGCCCCCGGGUGCCGCCCAGAGACCAGCAGGCUGCGCGCACACCUCGCCAGCGGCAGACGGGGACAUGAGCAGCGCGCACGGGGUCCCGCGCCCGGCAGCCAGCCCUAUCCGGCGGCGGCCAGCGGGUCAACGCUGCCCGGGAGAAUGAGGCAGGAGCCGGCGGCAGCCUCCUUUUUUUCCUCCUCCUCGCCUUCCUGCGGCUCCGGCGCUCCGGGUCCGGGCCGGGCUGUGGCUCUGCUGCGUGCCCCGCGCGCCCCUCAACCGCCUCCGGAUGCGCUUCUCGGAUGCCCAUGAGUUAAUCCUCCCCCAAACAACAGACUAGAGAAGGUAUUCAGAGGAACACAUGUAAGACCUUCACGGUUCACCUACGGCUCUUAGGAGUUUCUGGGACUCGGGAGGAAAGGUUAGCCUGGCAAGGAAGAUAAAGACAUUUGCAACCAAGAUGGUAAUCACUAGUGGAAAUGAUGAAGACAGAGGAGGUCAAGAAAAAGAAAGUAAAGAGGAGAGUGUCUUGGCAAUGCUGGGGAUUAUCGGGACCAUUCUGAACCUGAUUGUGAUCAUAUUUGUCUACAUAUACACCACCCUGUGAAUGGCCCAGAGUGUCCUCAGAGGCCUCGGAAUGGCCAAAGACGGAAGUCCUGCGUGUCGGCGCAUCACUGACCAGACCCUGCGAGAACAAGCAGGCUUGACCCGCACACACCACCCAAUCAAAUGCACCUUCAAACUUUACAAAAGGUCACACAAAUAGACCGAUCCUGCUGCAGGGAGCAGACACUAAAGCACAAUGAUUCCAACAAAACUCAUUCACAGCACUAGGGACUCAACGUCUUUGGCAGGGGGCCCAGAAGAAUGCUUGGAAGACCAGCCUCUGACACCAUCGGUGAGCGGAUGGGUGCAGAAAUUCAUUAUUCCAGAUCGCUGACAGAUAUCACAUAUUUGAAAAGAUGAAUAGGGCGGACAUGGCUCAGAUGUGUGUCUCCCAGGACAAGUGUUUCAUCUUCACUUGACGAGCUAUUUAGUGGAAAAACCACAGGGGCAGCCCUUUGACAGGCAUCCCAUUCAUCAAAAGUGUCUAACUAUUUGAUACUGGGGAGAUAAUUUAUUUUUCUUUUUUCAUUGGCUUGACAUGUGUAUCUGUUCAUAUCAAGGUUUAUAAAUAUAUAUUUUUAAUAAA